ACUCAGUCAUGGGAGAGAUACGGAACAGCAACCAAGAUGACGAUUUUCAUCCUGCACCACAGUGGUUAACUGUGUCCUAUGUAGAGAAUAUUCUGCGUCAGUAUAAAAAGGAUGAGAAUCUCAAUGUAAACGAUUUGAGUAUCAAGCCUGCAACGGCUAAGGGUGAUAAUUACGCCAGCAUUAUGACCAGGAUUAAGGUGGAUUAUCUUCGCAGUGGUGCUAAAGUGCCUGAAACCGAGUUUUUCAUCGUGAAAACAACAUAUGAGAAUGAUCCUUUCAUAUCGAGCAUCUUUGCUAGCUACCAAGCGAGCACCACCGAAAUGGUGAUGUACGAUAAGAUCCUGCCGAAGCUGACUGUCCUCUUAGAAGACACAGAUCAGUCGGAGAAGAUAUUCGCGAAGACACUUCACGUGGACUACGAGCAUUCGGCGAUCAUCUUUGAGGAUCUCGCCGUGUCCCAGUACAUUAUCGGCGAUCGCUUGACCGGCUUCGAUCUGGAAUACACCAAGCUGACGUUGAGGAAGCUGGCCAAGAUGCAUGCUGCUGCUGCGGUGCUUAAUGAGCGCCAGCCAGGUUUUCUCACAAAACUAGAUCAUGGCAUUUUCAAUCGUCAUUCGCGUGGAUUUUCACCAAUGUUUGAAAGUUAUAUGGAAAUGGCUGCUCAGUUUGCCGGAGAGUGUCCGGAACUUGGCAAUGUCUAUGAGGAAAAACUAAAACGUCUACAAAAGUUGAUUAUGGAAUACACUGAGCGGGUUUACGAUCCUCAACCGGGUGAUUUCAAUACCUUAACCCAUGGUGAUCUGUGGGUCAAUAAUAUAAUGCUAAGACCAAAAACUGAACACAAUCCGCUGGACAUGCUACUGAUUGACUUUCAGUUCUCUGCUUGGGCCUCUCCGGCCGUGGAUCUCCAUUAUUUCUUCUCCACCUCUCUGCAGCCAGAAGUGCGCAUUACGCAACAGGAUGCAUUAAUCCAGUAUUAUCAUGGUAUACUGGUCGACACCCUGCGAGCAUUGGACUUUGCCGGCUACAUUCCCACGCUCCGACAGUUGUGGUUGCAGUUGGAAAAGGGCAAAUUUAUGGCCGUGGCUGUAUCCCUCACCUCUCAGGCUAUAAUGCUCAACGAUCAGAAUGCUGACGCCGAUUUUAAUGCUCUGAUGUUAGAUGACGAACGGAGUCGUAAUUUUAAGAAAACAACUUAUAACAAUAAGAAACUUAGGGAAAUUUUAAAGCACUGGCUGCCUAUUUAUAAUCAGUGUGGUCUCCUCGAUGUGCAGGAUUGAGAUUAGUACUUACUUUUUUUUCUAUAACUUGUAGUAUAAAUACUUAUAACGAAGUUAUGUUUACUCCCACACAUGUAGUUUUGUGUUUAAUAAAUAAUAUUUGAAUGAUAAAGUAAUAAA
Messenger RNA from Drosophila innubila, 1400 nucleotides. RefSeq lists its product as uncharacterized. The record is from RefSeq and is a predicted model, not a curated record. NCBI's taxonomy places the organism in Eukaryota, Metazoa, Arthropoda, Insecta, Diptera, Drosophilidae. Bases 9 to 1280 code for a protein of 423 amino acids. The transcript has 2 exons.